Messenger RNA from Mercenaria mercenaria, 1470 nucleotides. RefSeq lists its product as uncharacterized. The record is from RefSeq and is a predicted model, not a curated record. Bases 1 to 1470 code for a protein of 489 amino acids. The transcript is spliced from 3 exons. NCBI's taxonomy places the organism in Eukaryota, Metazoa, Mollusca, Bivalvia, Venerida, Veneridae.
AUGGCUAGCAUUCCGGAAUUUCCGAAAUUUGAAGUUUACAGUGAUGAACAGUCUGCAGGUGUAAGAUGGAACAAAUAUGUCGCGAAAUUAGAGAAUUUAUUUGUGGGAAUGAACAUAGACAAAAAUAAAAGAAAAAAGGCAUUGUUAUUACACUACUCCGGAGAUGAAGUAUUUGAAAUAUACGAGACGCUCAACCUUGGAACUACCGACGACAAUUAUACAGAAACAAAAUCUGCGCUUCAUGACUACUUCAUGCCAAAAAAGAAUAAAGAAUUCGAAAGAUUUGAGUUUAGAAAUCUGAAGCAAAAUCAAGGCGAAACAAUAGAUAUGUAUGUAACGAAAUUACGACAGAAAGCGGAACAUUGUGAAUUCAGUGAUAAGGAUGCAAGAAGUAUGGAAAUGGCGGAAAAACAAGCACACGCAAUGGACAGACAUGACAGUUUUCCGGUAAACAAAAUUAAGAAACAUCCUUCCCAGCGACGAAAGCCUGAAAAUCCUGCUUAUCAGAAGAAAUACAGAAGUGUAGAAACUGCGGAGGAACUUAUCCACAUGCGCGAAAAUGCCCAGCCCUUGGCGCAAAAUGCAAUUACUGCCAUAAAAGAAACCAUUUCAUUGGGUAAAAAUGAGAAGUAUUCAGACUUAUAUGACAAAUACAAACCAGUGUUCAAUGGGCUAGGAAAAUUAAAGGAUAAGCAAAUCAAAUUCCAUAUAGACGAAAGUGUAAUACCUACCGCCCAGCCAGCUAGACGCAUUCCGUUUCACGUCCGUGAUAAAGUUGCACAAGAGCUCGAGAAACUUGAAAAACUUGAUGUAAUUGAAAAAGCCACAGGUGCGACACCCUGGGUCUCGAACUUGGUCGUUGCUCCGAAACCCAAGUCUCCGAAUGAUGUCAGAAUUUGUGUAGAUAUGAGAAAAGCGAAUCUAGCAUUAAAGCGUGAAAGACAUGUCGUGCCUACAGUGGAUGACAUAAUAAUGGAACUAAAUGGCUCCACCGUGUUUUCAAAGGUGGACCUUUACAAAGGGUUCCAUCAGCUCGAACUUUCCGAGGAAUCAAGAAACAUGUCCGUGUUCGCAAGUCAUGUUGGACUUUGGAGGUACAAACGGCUAAAUUUCGGUGUAAGUGUAGCCCCAGAAAUUUUCCAAAAUGAAAUACGGCAAGUGAUAAAUGGAUUAAAUGGUGUGCUGAACAUUUCAGAUGACAUAAUCAUUCAUGGGAAAACGCAAACAGAUCAUGACUCGAACUUAGAAGCACUUCUGCAACGGCUACAAGAUAGAAAUCUGACACUCAACAAAGAAAAAUGUGAAUUUGGAAAAAGCAAAAUAAAAUUCUUCGGAUAUGUCUUUUCUGAAUCGGGAAUAUCACCAGAUCCUGAGAAAAUCACUGCUAUCAAGAACGUUGAAAAGCCAAAAAUAUCAGGGCGAGGUUCGAUCUUUCCUUGGAAUGACAAAUUACGUGUCAAGAUUUAUUGA